Molecule: messenger RNA, 3395 nt
Organism: Uranotaenia lowii
Lineage: Eukaryota; Metazoa; Arthropoda; Insecta; Diptera; Culicidae
Exons: 5
Coding region: 376-2598 (740 amino acids)
Source: RefSeq, a predicted model, not a curated record
UCGGACGGUUUCAGUUCGCGCGACGGAUUAGUGCAAGUGUCUUUUCUCGUAAAUUAACAGAUUCAACUUGGAUAUCCCAGGUGGAGUGUCACCUGCAGUUUUUUUUGUUGCUUCUUUAGUCGGUGAAGGUUACGCGUACGAUCUUUUGUUGUGGGCAGUGUUGUGUGAUCGAUCGACUUCUGCUUGUGGUCAAAAGGAGCGUGUAGCAGCAGCAGCAGCAUCGGAAACUCAACAGUGGACGACCUUGGCUGGAUCGAGAUUUGUGUGUUUUUUUUAUUAAUCACCACAGGAAAGGCCUUUUGUGAGCGAUUGGCUGGCCGGACUUGUUGAAGCAGUUGUGUUUUUUUUGUGGUGUGGAUUUCAUCAGAUGAUUGAAUGACAAUCGACCGGUUCAAAAUGCCUCCAAAGGCUUUCUUCGUGGCAGACGGUUGGCCGCACAAGUUUCUCCUACUCGCUGUAACGUUCCUGAUCUGCGUUCUGGACUGCCACGAAUCGACGGCACAAUAUGUAAAUGUAGCCCAGCGCCGGAUGAUACUCGGACCUUCACCUGUGCACAUGGUCUAUCACCCGAUUCCACUUCCGGUGCGGCCCCGAUAUGCCCGACGUGGUGAUAACGACUAUCUGGCGUACAACAUCCACAAGACGAUCAGCCCCCGGGACAUCAACCGGCAGCUGGUGGACGGUCAAAUGGCCCGGAAGGCAAUGGUCGAUGUGCAGCAAACCAUCGCCGAGGUACAGCGGCUGCUGGCUGCCGAUCCGUCGCUCCCGCGAUUGACCAAGGGAGAAAUCGAGGAGCUGUUCGAAAACGUAACACGCGAAGAACUGGCCAAAUCCCUUCGUGAAGGUGACCACGCCCGUGCCCAGCACAUGCGCGCCCUGAUGCUGGUGCUCCCGUAUCACACCAACAACCUGGCCCAGGAGAACCUCCAGAGCAUCUACACGCUUCCACCGGUGACCCGAGUCGUUCCGGGUGGUGAAGCCACGACUACCACCGAACUUCCACCGGUGACAACAAUGCGACCCGCUCCAUUGUUCCGACCGAAUCCAACGAGUUCCGUUCCGAUAACCACCAUAAGGUUUACGACCCCGAAGGCCACAACGUUUCAUCCAGCACUGCCGAAUGCGAUAAGGGAGGAAACCAAGCCUUCGUCAGGUUUGUUAGAAGAAUCCACGGAAGCGACGGAAGAUCCGGUUCCGUUUACUGAUCCGGUGCCGACGACGACGAUGGCCUCGACUUCUUCGGGCAGUUCUCCAGGAGUCAAUGAGGCGGUCAAUGAGAUACUGUCUUCGCUGGGUUUCGUUGGGGACAUUCCUACCUUUAAGCCGCUCCCGGUUGAGACGACCACCUUAACCACGACGACUACGGAGCGAAAGCCGAGCGAGGAUCCAGGUCAGGGUGAUCCGAAAGUUAGCGAGGAAUUGAGGUCGUUGCUGAGGUCUUUUGGUUUGUUGGGUGAGAAUGAAGAUUCCUUGGGAAUUUCUCCUCUUCCUCCCUUGGAGUUGCCGGAGAAUUUGGAUCAGACUCAGCAGUCUCAGUUAGUUGUUGAUGAAAAGGAACCGGACGUUCCGACUAUGGCCAAACCGGAUAUCAAGCCGGAUGAUUUUGUGGCCUUUAAACCUCUUCCGAGUGAUACGGUUCCGAAAUUGAGUGGGGAUUUGAGUGAGCUGCUGAAGUCGUUUGGCUUGUUGGACGUAACGGGUAGAGAUAAGAAAUCGAUGAAGAAUUCGGAGUCAAGUGUUCAAAGCGUCGAAGACAUGGAUGGAAUGCCGAUGAUCGACAAAGAUUUGGUCAUUCCUCAAAUGAUGCCCAUCCUGGAUACCUUGGGUAUUCCGAUGAUGAAGAAAGAACGCAAUGGAAGAAAGUUCAGUGAUUCCAAGAAAGAUUCCAACGGCAUCGACGAGAAGCCCAAGAGCUCUGGAAAUACGAAGAAAAAGGAGGACAACGAGGACUACCGAAAGCUGGAACAGCUUUGGGAAACCAUCAGGGAGUUGGAGAAACUGAACACAAAUCUAACCGAAGAUAAAUUGGAAGCCUUGGACCUGCGAAACUUCAACCUCAGUGAGUCACUGCUAUCUCAAGGACCCAACCCGCUAGAAAAUUUAGAAGUUACUCGAAUCAACGAGAUCAAAAAGCGACAGGAACCCAGUGGAGACGCCAAAAAAGAGGACUCACCCAUAAGAAUCUCCCUGGACAUAAACGAGACUCCAACAAACUCCUCCGACACGAAGAAUGAUCAACCUCGAUCGGUGGACAUCGUAGACGUGGCUUCAGACGCUGAUCCAACAACAAUAACCCCGUCUUCAAGUACAACAGAAACCUCUAGUAGCAGUAGCAGUAGUAGUGGCAGCAGCACUGAUGACGACGAUGCUGCCUCGGAUUCGGCGGCCCGCUUCACGGCUCUGGAGGAAUCCUUCGGUGGGGGAUCGGUUGAUCCGGUUGCCCAGGAACCGUUGCCGCAGCCUCGGAGAAAUGGGUUCUACUUCCUGGCCGAUUGGAACUCGUUCCUGGAGGUCGGUGAAGAUCCGAACAAAGUGGUCAUCAAUUUCAGGCCGCAGGCCGGCGAUCCCAGUCGGUUUUUGCCCGUGAAUGUGCCGUAAGCUGUUUGAAACAUUGGAGACACACUUUGAAAAGUCGUUGGAGUGUAGAAACAUUUGAGGAGUGUAAUCGGGGUAAGGUGGAAGGUUCAUUGAAAAAAUCGAGCUGGUGUGUGAGAAAUAUUUUAAAUGACAAGUGACAACUAUAAAGUUGGCGGUCGUAGUUUGAAGAAGAUCCUUUAGCAGUAAUCCAAACUUAAGAGGAAUCAUUUGUUUUAAAUUAUAUCUUUAAAGGAUUCUAAAUUUUCAAUCAUGUAUCUAAGACAAACUCUACAUAACUUUUUUUCGUCGUCCAGACCUAUCACGAAUUCAAAAAUGGUAAAAAUAAAUCCAAAUUUUAUUCUUUACCAGGUUUCGAUAGGUUAAAAGAAGGAAUCUGAUGAUCUUAAGGUGGGUUUAGGGAAACUCUAUCUCUGUAAACUUUUUAAUUUAACACAUUUCCUAGUAAAAUGUAAGAAUCAAGCAUUUUUUCCUGUUAGAAAUCAAGUUAGUUUGUGUGCCGUUUCCAUCUGUUAGAAAUCAGAACAAGUUUAGUUUAAAAAAACCCAAAAAAACGCAACAAAAAAAACGAAUCAAUAAUUGCUCAAAUGUUAGAAAUUAAACAAACGUGGAUAGGAACAACACACCAAUUGAUGGUGCUAGAAACAUGUUGCGCAAUCCUGUUGAACAAUUCACAGCAACUACAAUAAAAGCAAAAACCUUUCUGUACAUAGACACGUAACUUAUCUGUAGGAGAGACACAUAUUUAUUUGUACAUUUUGUGCUAGGCGAAUUAGGGUGAUGCAAUAUCAACAAUGUGG